Messenger RNA from Durusdinium trenchii, 741 nucleotides. Lineage: Eukaryota; Dinophyceae; Suessiales; Symbiodiniaceae. The record is from the annotation of a GenBank genome assembly.
AUGGCACCAGACAGCAGAUACUUCAUGCAUUGCUGCUGGGCAAUUCCUGCGAUGGGUGCUCUCUGCGGGUCGCUGACGAUGGCAAGUGUCUACUAUUUGACUGCGACAUCGGGACAUUUGCCACAAGGGUCGAGCACUCCGCCACUAUCCUUCAUGGGCCUCCGAGAUCCUGAACGUCGUGUGUAUCAGGUGGGCUUUGCACUGACUGGGCUGCUUCUGGCCCAAAGCGUGCGCAUUUGGAGAGCCACAAUCUGGCCGUUAUUGCGCUCUGCGGGAUUUGAGCAAUGUGCGUACUAUGGGUUCCUGGGUGGAUGUUUGGCGGCAGCUGGUGCUGCUUUGCAGGGCAUUGUGACGCUGGAGGCCGAUAUCUUGGAAAAGAUUUCCAGCCAGACUGCAGAGCUCAGCAUCCAAAGCAAGCUUCACCAAGCAUUCGCACUGUUUUUCUUCAUCGGCUGCACAAUGCACUGCUUCGCCAUGACUGUUGCAGCUAUAAGCUGUACAGAGCCACAACUGGUACAUGCGUUGUGCUGGAGCAAGUGGCUCAAGGUGGGAAUUUCUGCUCUCACUGUGGUUGCAGCGCCAAUUGCAGAAAAAUUGCAUCCAACAAGGCAAACCAACGAGCAAAGCUUUGACGUUGCUGGCUUGACGCAGUAUUUGACAGUAGGUUUGUACGUCUUCUUCUUCGCCCUCUACAGUGUGGAUUUCUAUCGCCUGGGACGGGCAAAAGAUGCCCACGACUAG